Messenger RNA from Humulus lupulus (European hop), 2291 nucleotides. RefSeq lists its product as uncharacterized. The record is from RefSeq and is a predicted model, not a curated record. The transcript has 13 exons. Gene Ontology annotation, biological process: retrograde transport, endosome to Golgi. Gene Ontology annotation, cellular component: Ric1-Rgp1 guanyl-nucleotide exchange factor complex; Golgi membrane. Lineage: Eukaryota; Viridiplantae; Streptophyta; Magnoliopsida; Rosales; Cannabaceae. Bases 239 to 1882 code for a protein of 547 amino acids.
CAUACAGUGAAAAAAAGAAAGUAAAACAAAAACAUAAGAACCAGAAAACUUCCACCCACCUCUCAUCAAGAUCUGUACUCUUUUCACUCUUAUUUAACUCUUAACCAAUUCAUUCAUUUCUGUUUCCAAAAACCAUUUUCAGAACAAUUUUCAGUUUUCUCAGAAUUCCAAGGAACAAGGAGGAACUGUAUUAGCACUCAGAUUGUACAAUUUGGAGGGAGAAAGAGGAAAGCUAUAGAUGUUGCCGCCUAGGUUUUCCUCCAUUUUCAGCGGUAGUGGUGGUGGUGGUGGUGGAGAAGGAGGAGCCAACGCCAAAGCUUUAAAGAACAGCGCCCAGGUUUUGCCCACUCUGAAACUUCAAACUGAUAAGGAAGUGUAUGGCCCUGGAGAUCCCGUGGUCGUGACCAUCGAGAUCGGAAACCCUUCCGUCGAGGGCGAUUUUGCCUUGUCGCUUUUGGUCGAGCGUCUAAGCUUUGAGAUCAAAGGCAUUGAGAAGUUGGAUACGCAGUGGUUCGCCACGCAGAAGCCUGUUCCGGGAUCGAAACAGAGAAGAGGUGAAUAUGUGUUCGCAGAGGGAUUGACGACGGCGUUGGUUUCUAAUCAGAUUGUUUCAGCUGGUGCAACUAAAUCAUAUGUAGUGAGAACGUUGCUACCAAAUGUUAUUCCACCAUCAUACAAGGGUGCUACAAUUCGUUAUUUGUAUUAUGUUAGGAGUACAAUAUCUGGGCAAUGGUUGAUUUUGGAAAAUCCUCAUUCUCGUGGAGAGUCAGUAAAAGAUAUUACUGAAUUGGAAGCUCGUGUUCCAUUACAAGUACGGGUCACUCAGAAAAACAAUGGCUUGCCAAUAGAGGAAGGUCAAGGUAAUGGGAUUGUUCCUUCGAAAACUAUCCAAAUGGAUUUAUAUUGGAAAGAGCUAGAUGGAGAUUCUGACUGGGUUAGAGCAAAUGAUAUAUAUGAUGGUGUUGAAGAAGGAUAUGAAAGCUCCAAGGAUGAGAUAUCGUCUGUUUCUUCAUACAAUCCCACAAAAGAUGGUAUCAAUAGAACCUUCGGAAGUUCUUUUUCCUUGCAAUCAUAUGCAGCAAGGUUGUCCUUUAAAGAUGGUGGAUAUCUUGAAGGAGAUCGUACAAGUUUGUCUUCCAAUCUAGCACUUCCUCGGCUCUCUGUGGCUGAAGUCACGUAUGAUUCUGGGAAUGAUCUGUUAUCGCCAAAGUCAUCUUCCCUUGUCUCUCCAAGCCAGCAGCAGAAGCUGACGAGGUCACUUUCUGCAGAUGACGAAGCAGGGGCAUCUUCCUCACCAGCUGCUAGAGCUGUUGAGCCUCUAGCAUCAGAAGGCUUCAUUCGAGGAAGAUCCUAUAACAUCCGGAUGGACGACCGUGUUAUGCUUAGAUUUUCCCCAAAGAAUUCUGACUCAAUUUAUUAUUUUAGUGAUAUGAUUGGUGGAACCCUUACCUUCUUUCAUGAAGAAGGAGCUAGAAGAUGCCUCGAGGUUUCAAUAACAUUGGAGACUUCAGAGACAAUAGGUCGAAGACAUGUUCAUCCUUCUCGAAGGAAUUCCCCAACAAUUACAAAGGUUCAGAGUGAUCAUUAUGAGGUGGUUGCUGAUUUGGUGCAAACAAGCUUUCUCUUCUCCAUUCCCAUGGAUGGGCCUAUGUCCUUUUCCACUCCCCAUGUUUCUGUGCAAUGGGCCCUUAGAUUUGAAUUCUUUACCACCCCAAAAAAUAUGGAUUGGGCCAGAUACGAACAUCCUCUUCUUAUAGAGGGAAGAGACAAAAGUGAGUGGGUUCUUCCCAUUACAGUACAUGCACCUCCGCCGGUAACCUCCACUCCUCGUAACCGAAACGACAAGCUUUUCUCCUUGGAACCCAUGUGGGUGCAGAACUGAUUUAAGGUUUUUGUGUAGCACAAGGAACAAAAGAACCACAGCUAAACUCCAGACCGGAGCUCAUAGAUUUUUCUAUUGUGUAUUUCUUUUUUCUUUUCUAAGAAACUGUUUUCAGAAAGAAAAGAAAAAGAAAAAGAAAAUUCCCUACUAGUGUAAAAGAAGAAUUUAGUUUAGUGUUUGAUGCCAUGCCUCUAGAAUGAAAAUAUUAUUUUUUCGAUCAGAGGCUUCGAGUAAGUAAAGGUCUGAUCAUUAUUUUCUAUAUUCUUAAUUGAUUUUGAGUUGAAAUUUGUACAUUCUCCUCAAUUAUGUUUAUUUAUAUUCAAUUUGAGUGACUCUUCUCAAUCGACACAACAUUAUAUAUAACGAUCCCCUUGGAUGGGAAAUUAUGCUUUUAGACUGAUUUACACAA